AUGUCGACGCCUCCUCCACCUACCGCCGCAACGCCCGUCUUGCAACCGGCCAUUCCUCCUCCAUCGUCAUCAUCAUCACCGUCAUCAUCAUCACCUCACUAUGCUGGCAUGAUGAACGGCAUGGCCAACAUGUCUAUCCAUCCUUCACCAACGUCGGCGGUCCGCCAAGAUAUUCCCCUCAUUGGCCAACCUCCUCUCCUCCAAGAUCUUUACCUUCCCGUGCCUGAACCUCGUUUGCCCAACAAUGUAAAAAAAAAUAUCCAAGUGCCGGUGGUCGCGGAUACCGUGGUCAGUCGAUGUACUCGCUGCAAGACCUAUAUCAAUCCAUUUGUUCAGUUUACCGAAGGCGCUUUAAAGUGGCGAUGUAAUAUGUGUGGCAUGGACAACGAUGUCCCGCCCGAAUUUGAUUGGGACAUCUUGAGCCAGCAACACGCCGACCGCUGGAGUCGGUGUGAACUCAACUAUGGCUGUGUCGACUUUACCGCGCCGGCCGAGUAUAUCAUGCGUCCUCCUCAACCUCCAAUUUUCGUAUUUGUCAUUGAUACUUCGUUCCAGGCCAUUCAGUCCGGUAUGAUUGAUGCUGUCGCCGACGCGAUUCUAGCUUCUUUGGAUAAGAUCCCCAAUGAGGAUGGGCGCACCAAAGUCGCAUUUAUCACGGUCGAUCAUGCUGUAUCGUUUUACAGAUUGGUCGAGCAAGAACCCGAGAUUUUGGUGGUGGGCGAAUUGGCCGAUAUGUAUUUACCACGAGCAUCGAGUGAUCUCGUCGUCAACUUGGCCGAGAGUCGGUCCAUCAUUGAAGAUUUAUUAACUCGCAUGAAGACCAUGUUUUCCCAGUCGAACGCCAGCUCCAAUUGCCUAGGCUCAGCACUAAAGGCUGCCCAAUUAUUACUGUCCCCUGUCGAUACGACCAUCAUGACACCGUCCAGUUCCUUUUAUAAAACAUUUGCAGGCGAAUGUGCCAAAGCGCAAAUUUGCGCUGAUAUGUUUGUCUUUGGUGGCCCUGUAUCGGAUUUGCCAACACUAAAUGUGAUUCCCCGGUUUACGGGCGGUCAGACGCAUUACUAUCCGGCGUUCAACCAAGCCAACGUGUCCGAUGUCGUCAAAUUGAAGGAAGAAGUCAAAAUGUUGCUAGGGGAACACAUUGGUCUUGAGGCGGUGAUGCGUACGCGUUGUUCUCCCGGAUUGAUAUGCAAAGCUUUCUAUGGCAACUGUACUACGCGCGUGCCUGACAUCAUGGCACUUCCCAAUGUACCACGCCAUCAAUCGUACUGUGUCGAUUUAGCGAUUGAAGAAGACAUCCAAUCGUCUAUGGCCUUUUUCCAAACCGCGUUACUACACACCACAUGUACGGGCGAACGUCGUAUUCGAGUAAUGACGCUCUGUCUUCCCGUCACCAAGACCAUUGAUAAAGCGGCGAUUUACAAAUUGCGUGAUGCACGCGAGUAUUUAACACGAAGUGUGAUCGACAUCUGCAGUGGUUACGGCAAAGAAAUCAUGGGAUCCGGCGCUUCGGGAGCAGCUCGGUUAACCAUGUGCCGUGAAUUAAGUCUCUUGCCGCUGCUCGUCCUGGGGAUUUUGAAAACGGAAACGUUCCAGGAUGCACCAGCUAUUCCUCUGGAUGUGCGUGCGCAAUCGACAAUUUUAUUGCGAACCUUGCCCAACGAAGCGUGGUUGAAAUUUGUCCAUCCCAACUUUUAUUCACUCCACAACAUGCCGCAACAGGCUGGCACCGUGGAUUCUCAAACCGGUAAAUGCAUGAUGCCUCCUCGAUUGAAUCUGUCGAGCGAAAAAUUGGAAGCGCAUGGCUGUUACCUGGUGGAAAAUGGCCAAACUAUUUUCAUCUGGAUUGGGAAGGAUGCGGUCCCGGCGCUGUGCAUGGAUCUCCUCGGCGCCCCGAAUAUUCAAGAAGUCAAAACAGGACAGAUACCUCAACUGCCUGCAUUAAAGUCAUCCUUUUCGCAACGUGUCACAUCGAUCAUUGAUCAUUUGAGAAAAGAUCGUUCAAGUAAUUAUUAUCCUACCCUUUACAUUGUUAGAGAAGACGGCGAUCCUAUGCUACGCUCGUGGUUCUUGGCGCGUCUGUUAGAAGACCGUCAACCAACAGGUCCGGCCAUCGCGGGAGCCAACCAAGAUCACAUGAGCUCCGGUAUGAGCUAUUUCCAGUGGCUAGGAUUCCUUCGUGCCAAAUAUCAAUAG
Molecule: messenger RNA, 2196 nt
Organism: Radiomyces spectabilis
Lineage: Eukaryota; Fungi; Mucoromycota; Mucoromycetes; Mucorales; Radiomycetaceae
Exons: 9
Coding region: 1-2196 (731 amino acids)
Biological process (GO): intracellular protein transport; COPII-coated vesicle cargo loading; endoplasmic reticulum to Golgi vesicle-mediated transport
Cellular component (GO): COPII vesicle coat; endoplasmic reticulum exit site
Molecular function (GO): SNARE binding; zinc ion binding
Source: RefSeq, a predicted model, not a curated record